Messenger RNA from Gekko japonicus, 1298 nucleotides. RefSeq names its product zinc finger protein 85-like. Lineage: Eukaryota; Metazoa; Chordata; Lepidosauria; Squamata; Gekkonidae. Bases 1 to 1104 code for a protein of 367 amino acids. The transcript has a single exon. Gene Ontology annotation, biological process: regulation of DNA-templated transcription. The record is from RefSeq and is a predicted model, not a curated record. Gene Ontology annotation, molecular function: RNA polymerase II cis-regulatory region sequence-specific DNA binding; DNA-binding transcription factor activity, RNA polymerase II-specific.
AUGUAUAACAGAAUAAAAAUAUAUAAAUGCUCGGAGUGUGGGAAAAGCUUCAGUCACAGUUCCAGUCUUACUUACCAUCGAAGAAUUCACACAGGGGAGAAACCAUUCAAAUGCCUGGAGUGUGGGAAAAGCUUCAGUCACAGUUCUAGUCUGACUUCCCAUAGAAGAAUUCACACAGGGGAGAAACCAUACAAAUGCCUGGAAUGUGGGAAAAGCUUCAGUCACAGUUCCAGUCUGACUUCCCAUAAAAGAAUUCACACAGGGGAGAAACCAUACAAAUGCCUGGAGUGUGGAAAAAGCUUCAGUUCAAGUUCAUACCUUAGUUCUCAUCAGAAGAUUCACACCGAGGAGAAUCCAUACAAAUGCCUAGAGUGUGGAAAAACCUUCAGUCAGAAUUCCAGCCUUGCUUUCCAUCAAAGAAUUCACACAGGGGAGAAACCAUAUAAAUGCCUGGAGUGUGGGAAAAGGUUCUGUCAAAGUUCCAGUCUGACUUCCCAUCAAAGAAUUCACACAGGGGAGAAACCAUAUAAAUGUCUGGAGUGUGGGAAAAGCUUCAGUCAUAGAGGCCACCUUACUGUCCAUCAAAAAAUUCACAGAGAUGAGAAGCCAUAUAAAUGCCUGGAGUGUGGAAAAAGCUACAGACAGAGUUACAGUCUUACUUCCCAUCAAAGAAUACACACAGGGGAGAAACCAUAUAAAUGUCUGGAGUGUGGAAAGGGCUUCACUGACAGUUCUAGUCUUACUUCCCAUCGAAGAAGUCACACAGGGGAGAAACCAUACAGAUGCCUGGAGUGUGGGAAAAGUUUCAGCCAUGGUUCCGGUCUGACUUCCCAUCAAAGAAUUCACACAGGGGAGAAACCAUACAAAUGCAUGGACUGUGGGAAAAGCUUUGGUCACACUAACUCUUUUACUUGCCAUCGAAGAAUUCACACAGGGGAGAAACCAUAUAAAUGCCUGGAGUGUGGGAAAAGCUUCAGUCAGAGACCACACCUUCGUGUCCAUCAGAAUAUUCAUACAGGGGAGAAACCAUAUAAAUGUCUGGAAUGUGGAAAAAGCUUCAAGUCAAGUAGACACCUUUCUGUCCAUCAAAAAUUCAGAGGUUAGAGGCAAUAUAAAUGCCUGGGGUGUGGAAGAAAUUUCCAUAAGAAAAAAAGAUUUACUUCCCAUCAAAGAACUUACACAAGGGAGAAACCAUAUAAAUGUAUGGAGUGUGGGCAAGGUUUCAGUCAGAGUGGCAGUUGUACUUUCCAUUGAAGAAUUCAGGCAAGGGAGGAAAAAAGAUUUAAUUCUGUGGUUAA